CCGGGUCCGGGCAACACUCAUUUCAAAAGUGUUGGCCUGCCUGUAUUUAAAAGGCCCUCUCUGCAUUUCUUGGUUUCAAUUUCCCCUGCCCUUCCAAGUUCCAAUUUUGAUCCAAUCAGACAGAAAAGUCCUUUCUCCGUCACUUCAUAAUUCAGAUUUAAACGCUCGGCAGUAAGCUAAUUUUUCACUCAUGGGAACUGUUGAUGCUGCAAACAAGGAUAUCAGUGUUAGCUUGGCCGACAAAAAGCCAAUAGUUGGUUUUGUUCUGGGUGGCCCGGGAAGUGGGAAAGGUACCCAGUGUGCAAAUAUUGUCCAACACUUUCUUUACACCCAUCUCAGUGCUGGAGAUCUUCUCCGAGCAGAAAUUAAGUCUGGUUCUGAAAAUGGAACCAUGAUUCAGAAUAUGAUCAAAGAGGGAAAGAUCGUUCCUUCUGAGGUCACAAUUAAGCUUCUUCAAAAAGCAAUGCUUGAAAGUGGUAAUGACAAGUUCCUUAUUGAUGGUUUUCCUCGUAAUGAGGAAAACCGUGCAGCAUUUGAAGCUGUUACUAAAAUCGAGCCAGACUUUGUCCUGUUUUUCAAUUGCCCUGAAGAAGAGAUGGAGAGGCGUCUUCUGAGUAGGAACCAGGGAAGAGAAGAUGAUAACAUUGAAACGAUAAGGAAGCGAUUCAAAGUGUUUCUAGAGUCCAGCAUUCCUGUGAUUGAGUACUAUAAGGCCAAGGGGAAGGUUCGAGAGAUUGAUGCUGCAAAGCCCAUUGAAGAGGUGUUUGAGGAAGUUAAAGUUGUGUUCACCCCAAAAGAUGAAAAGGUCACUGCCUAGGCUUUGCAACUCUACCAGCGUUGAAAGAGCAAAUUCAGUCAAGGAUAUGUCACAGUUUGCUGCACAUUUCUGUAUUCUGAUUUGUGAGGUUUUAUAUCACAUAGUAUUUGCCAUUUUAUGCUAGCAGUAGCUGGUUAUAUAGUUCAUAGAUACAUGAUGAGAGGUUGAUACCUUCAUAUUCUUGUUAUCGUAACGCUUAUGCUGAUAAUUCACAAUAAAUUCUCCCAUUUCUAUAGUUA
Messenger RNA from Theobroma umbraticum, 1056 nucleotides. Its product is annotated as UMP-CMP kinase 3-like. The record is from RefSeq and is a predicted model, not a curated record. NCBI's taxonomy places the organism in Eukaryota, Viridiplantae, Streptophyta, Magnoliopsida, Malvales, Malvaceae. Gene Ontology annotation, molecular function: ATP binding. Gene Ontology annotation, biological process: pyrimidine nucleotide biosynthetic process; 'de novo' pyrimidine nucleobase biosynthetic process.